Molecule: messenger RNA, 1985 nt
Organism: Orbicella faveolata
Lineage: Eukaryota; Metazoa; Cnidaria; Anthozoa; Scleractinia; Merulinidae
Source: RefSeq, a predicted model, not a curated record
AUUAGGUAUGGUUUGUUAAAAUGUAAUUAGAAAAAUAGUGAAACCACACACUGAACAAUCAUAUGGUCAAAAUUGAUCACUUUCUGAGUUUGUGAUCCAGGGAAAAAUAACUUCUUUUCAUUUAUGGUCAAUUGUUUAAUUAGGAGCUCCGCUUUUAGGCUCGGCUAAAUCUAUAUAUUAUCCAGACAGGAAAAGGUAACGCGUAGUGUUAUAGUGCAACUAUUCGAACUUGGCCAGAGGGUUAAUUGAGAACAGUAGAUGUUUGGGACUUAUAAGACUGAAAAUGUUUCAAAAAAAAAUUGGGGUCGAAAGCAACCAAUCAAAAGCGUGGUCAAGUUUUUCCACAACAUUGUUGGGUUUCAAAUAUUUUGGAAACAAAUAUUGUUUGUAUUCUUCCAACGUGAGUUAUCUAUUGAUUAAAAAGGUCCGCAUUCUCAGUUACUUUUCUGAUUAGCUAAAGGCGCGCAGAAGGUGAAAACGAAUAUUUAAACUGUCGUUCCGAUGAGAGUAUGUCAUACUUCGGAAGCAAAUAUCUAGGUGUUUGGAACUUAUAUCGACGUUUCAACUAGAUUAUGAUAGCAAAAUAUCUGCCACGACGACACGGUGAACUUCUGUUAUUUCGGCCGCCAUGAUGUUUAGACUUGCAAAAUAUAUUAAACAACAGUUUUUUGGACACCGAGUUGGAGAUUUUUUUAUUAACAUUUGAAAACAAACAUCGUUUCCUGAAUAUAAAACUGAGUAUUUAAUAUUUGAAGUCUUCCCAGUCCACACAGAAAUCACUCGCACAUUGAUAUACAUUAGGUACAACACUGGACCUGAUUGUUACUGAUAUGAUGUUAUAUUAUUCUUAUUCAAGAUUGCACUUGCCUUUGCAGUUACGGCGAAACCCAACGUGUUAAUUGCAGUAAACGAGGUGUCUUAACCAGGAGAAAGUCAAAGGCGAGUCACUGUUUACAACAGACUAAUCCCAAAUUGAACAGGAUUGGUAAUUAAGAAGAAAGCUGAAGAAACAGUAGUUUACAGACGUCGAUAAAGAGUAAAUAUAUUGCAAUCUGAUGGCGGGGGAGCGUCGUAGAGAAGCUGCAGGAUCUAGACCUGUUCUUGAAAUGGAAGUUGGUUGUGGACUAUUCUACGCUAAUGUCAAAAUUGACAACUCAUUGUUAGCAACUGGAACGAUCGCAGGCGCCGGCGUCGCAUUAUCAGUUUUUUUCUAUAGAAACCCGGCUUUAGUCGAGAUUGCAGUGAAAAGCGCCUUCGCAGGUUUGGUGGAUAGAGUCCAGUCUAUCACACUGUCUUCUGUUCUUGUCUACUUGUGUUUUCAUACAAAAGAGAGGUUACUGGCAUUUAUGGAUGCUUUUGCGACAGGGACAGUAAAGCAAAGAUUAGAAGAAGAGUUUUCUAUAAUUGGAUUUAAAGACGAGUUGGAAGUGACCGUUACUGUAUACGACAACGCUUCUCGGAUAAGAAAAGAAAUGAGGGACGGCACGGCUUUUGAGUCUUUUGAGUCUUUUGUCGGAUCAAUGGAAUCAGGUUGUAUUACACUUCAUAAAUUUUAAUUGAAUCUAGCUGUAUAUGCCCCCUAAAACCAUUUUAAACAGACUGACUAGUAAUUGGUUGCUAUGACUCUGUCGUAGAAUGCUUUCAUCAACUAGAGAGACGUUUUUAAAGAUAUCAUAAGUGAUCGACAAGAGACAAAACAGGAAUUGCAUUCCUAAAAGAUACCCUUAUGAGUAAAAAAUAUUAGCGUUCAUUCCUGUACGCUAUAAUUAUACCAUAAUCCAAAUAUUAUCACCCUUAAAAAGAAGAUCAUCCACCCCUUUGACUGUGGGAGUCCCUCCUGUAUCAACAGGUUGGAAGGUGGUUUUCAAGCUAAUUAUGGAGCUGAGAAAAUGUAACGGUCCCCCCAAAAAUUGUAAUCAUUGCAAUAAAAAUUUCUUUUAAUGUUUUGUUGAGAAAUGUAUAGUCUACUAAUGUGUUGCUUAUAU